Messenger RNA from Ruditapes philippinarum (Manila clam), 825 nucleotides. RefSeq lists its product as uncharacterized. The record is from RefSeq and is a predicted model, not a curated record. The transcript has 7 exons. The annotation marks the transcript as partial. NCBI's taxonomy places the organism in Eukaryota, Metazoa, Mollusca, Bivalvia, Venerida, Veneridae.
ACAGUCCUAGUAUUUGCAUGAACAAUUGAUGAAUGUUACAGGUGGAGUUUAGAGGACUAUCUGACAUGAUACAUAUCAAGAAACCUAACUGGGUAACUGAGGCUGGAAAUAUUCAGAUAAAGUUAAACUCAAAACAAGUGACUGUGGGACACAAUGCAUCGUUCUUGAUCCAGAAAGCAAGGGAGCUCACACACGAACAUUUAUUCUACGCCGUGGUUGCAAAUGACCGCAUUGUCCACUCAGGUGUUGUAUAUGAUGAUGGGUCUAGUUCAGUACCACUGUCCUUUGUAGCGACCGAGAAGAUGAAACCGUACGGAAAACUCAUUGUGUAUUAUUUUACAAAUGACGAAUGGAACGCUGAUGCCACGUAUUUUCAAGUUCAAGACAGUUCCAAAAAGUUCAGGAACAAGAUAGCUCUGUCAUUCAACAAAGCGACCGCAGAGCCCGGAGACUCUGUGAGUUUAUCCGUUUCUACAAAUCCCAUGUCGUUAGUUAAUCUUUUGGCUGUAGACCAAAGCGUAAUGUAUCUGGCUAAAGGAAAUGAUAUAACAGGAAAUGACAUAAUCUCCUCGCUAAUGGUCAAAGGUCAAAAUUCUCAAGACUCCAUUGACUUGCACGCUCCAAAAGAUGUCUUGAAGACUAAAGGUAUGCAUGUUUUAACAGACGUCAAAAAAUUUAAUUGGGCCAAUCCAAUGUACAGACGUCAACUGAACUGUGACUGUGAAAGUUGCCCAUCGUACAAAAAACCCUAUCACAGUGUCGGGAAAGUGGGGGGAUUUAGCAACCCUUUUUUUUGUAGAACCCCUCAAGGGUAUUUUUUUGCAG